Lottia gigantea (owl limpet) is the source of this 186-nucleotide messenger RNA. RefSeq lists its product as hypothetical. Lineage: Eukaryota; Metazoa; Mollusca; Gastropoda; Lottiidae. The transcript has a single exon. The annotation marks the transcript as partial. The record is from RefSeq and is a predicted model, not a curated record.
AAUAUCCUCAGUAAUAAAACCUACCCCUCUAAUAGCCUCAGUAAUAAAACCUACCCCUCCAAUAGCCUCAGUAAUAAAAUCUACCCCUCUAAUAGCCUCAGUAAUAAAACCUUCCCCUCUAAUAACCUCAGUAAUAAAACCUUCCCCUCUAAUAGCCUCAGUUAUAAAACCUUUCCACCCCAUUAA